GCCGUAUCUUCUACCUUGACCUUCGGUCUAUUCACCACUCUUUUGUUCCUGCCGACAUUCGCCAAACGACGACCAUCGACCAUGGUGGAAGCUUCCAUCUUCCAAAGAAGCUUGAUUCUGUUUGUGUUCCUUAGCGGUGGCAAAAAAGUGGUGGCAGAAGUUGCCAGCACUGGAUUGGCAGAUCCUGCUCAUCAGACUCUCUUUUCGGUAGAUCUUCCCAAUCCGUUGGACCCCAGCUUUUUGUUCCAGACGAGCACUACCACCACUAUUGAAGUCACUGUGGGUACUGGAGUCAGUGACACUGGUCUCGUCGAUGCCAACGGUGACAAAUUGCCCACUCCCAUUUGGGGAUACGGUACCGAAGCCACGGGACACACUUGGCCAGGCAGAACCUUUGAAGUAACUUCCGAUGAGCCGUUGAGAGUGAAAUGGAUCAACAACAUCCCAAUCAGCGGUGGGUAUAUCUUGACUGGCAAAGAUAAUGGAGAGCUGGGUGACUUUACGGGACGAUCGGUGGUGGACACCAGUUAUCACUGGGCCUACAGCAUUCCUGGAUAUGAACAGUACACCAUUGAAAAUCAUGGCACUCCCAUUGUACCGCAUCUGCAUGGCAGUCACACAGAUGCACCCUAUGAUGGAAAUCCAGAGUACUUUUUCACUCCUGAAUGGGCCAUCAAGGGACCUCAGUGGGUCGACGAAGAGUACGUCUAUGCCAAUGAACAACCGGCAGCUAUGCUUUGGUACCAUGAUCAUGCAUUGGGAAUCACACGGCUGAAUGUUCAUGCCGGAAUGGCUGGUGUCUAUAUGAUCCGAGAUGAAAAAGACACUGGCAAACCAGAUAAUGCGUACGAUCUUCCAGCAUUUCCAUACGAGAUGCCUCUACUCAUACAAGAUAGAAUGUUCAAGGAAAACGGAGAGCUCUUUUAUCCUUCUUUCAAGGGCGAUCCCUUCUAUGCCGAUUUCAUCACUGAUGAGGGCGCCCAAGUCGAAGAUGACCACCCGUCUGCAUUGGCCGAGUUCUUUGGAGAUUUUAUGGUCGUCAAUGGCAAAAUUUGGCCCAAGAUGAAGGUGGAGCCUCGCCAGUACCGCCUCCGUCUACUCAAUGGAUGCGACAGUCGUUUCUUGGUAGUGCAGUUCAUGGUCGAUGCGCCAGAAUUUCCGUCUGGAUCGGAUGGUGGCUUCAAUGUUGGCAGGAACAUGGACGGCAUCCCUAUUCCGUUCACUGUGAUUGGAGGCGACCAAGGCCUUGCCGCUUCGCCAACCAAGGUAGACAGAUUGCUCGUGGAGCCGUCCGCGCGUUACGAUAUUAUUAUCGACUUUGCUGGUUGGGAAGGUCGCGUCAUCAUGAAGAAUCUGGGAGGGGAUGAACCUUUUGGAGGUGACAUCCCUGGUCCUCAAGCUUUCGAGUUCACUGAUAAAAUCAUGGCCUUUGACAUUGAUCUUCCAUUCGAUAACAACGUCCCAGAUAACUUUGAUCCCAACAACAUUGCUGUACCAAUCCAUCCUCGUGAGGCAAACCGAAUGCGUCGCGUUGCCCUGUUUGAAGGUCAUGAUCAGUUUGGACGUUUGCAGCCACUCUUGGGAACCGUGGAUCCAGCCACAGAUGCCAGUGGGGAGCCCAUCUACUGGCCUAACACGGCAGAAUACCGCAAUGCUGGAAUUUCUGGCCCAAUGGUGGGGGCCAUGACCUGGCAUGCACCGACAACUGAGAAUCCAAGGCUUUAUGAUGUGGAGGACUGGGAAAUAUGGAAUGUUAGUGCCGAUGCCCACCCAGUACACUUGCACUUGGUCCAUUUUGAAGUAAUUCGCCGCCAGUUGAUUUCGUAUGACUCAAAUGUGAAUGAAGAUGGUGAAAUAGAGAUCCAUUUGGGAGAAUCCCCAGCAGGAGAUGGAACGUACACCAUGGAUCACCCUCUGUUGCAACACGAUGGAAGCAUCGGAGAGGGCUACCUUGUCAUGAACCCCACCUAUGGAGACGAAGUCGACCUCAGUACAAUGCCAGAAUACGUGACAAACUUCCCCAAAGACACUGUCACCGCCCUCCCCGGCCAAGUGACAACCAUCAGGGUCUACUUUGACAAACCUGGGCGCUACAACUGGCAUUGCCACAUUUUGUCGCAUGAAGAUCAUGAAAUGAUGAGAGUAUUCCACGUGGGACCGCUACCCAAGGAAGAGAGUGAAGAGGGAAUGGGGCGCAUUCGAAGGCGUCAAACCAGAAUCGUGCACUAGCUAGCUAGACAGGCAACUUACUCGAAAAAUGCAUUGACUCGACUCUUUAGGCCUGGCGACUUGAUGAUUUUAAAAGUGCCAUCUGAAGUGCUGCUAUGGCGACGUUUCAUUUCAUUGAUUCAUAACUCUCACUCAUGCCAACCGAAGUUGGCUUCCACAUUUAUUCUAGUUCUUAGUUUACUUGCCACCAACAGAUCUUUCUACUCCUUGCUGUGCUGAUAAGCAAACAGGCUUUCUAAACAAUGAGCUCGCAUGAACAAAAAUGA
Seminavis robusta is the source of this 2495-nucleotide messenger RNA. The record is from the annotation of a GenBank genome assembly. NCBI's taxonomy places the organism in Eukaryota, Bacillariophyta, Bacillariophyceae, Naviculales, Naviculaceae.